Messenger RNA from Rotaria sp. Silwood2, 945 nucleotides. Lineage: Eukaryota; Metazoa; Rotifera; Eurotatoria; Philodinida; Philodinidae. The record is from the annotation of a GenBank genome assembly.
AUGGUUGGCUAUGAUCCGGAGAAAAAAAAUUUAACAAAUAAACAAAUAUUAAUUGCUAGUGCGACAGCAAGUUUUAUUUCACGUUUUCUUUUACAACCACUUGAUGUUGUUAAAAUACGUUUUCAACUUCAAAUUGAACCUAUUCGAGAUUUAAAAGGUUCAAAAUAUCAUAAUCUAUUUCAAACUAUUCGUUUAAUUCAUCAUGAAGAAGGUAUACGAGCAUUUUGGAAAGGUCAUAUCGCAGCACAGGUUCUUUCAAUGACAUAUAAUUCUGCUCAAAUGUAUGCAUUUGAAAAAGUAACCAAACAAUUGGGAGAAGUUUUUCCUAUUACAACAUCUUCACCAACAGCUAAAACAAUAACACAUUUUAUUACUGGCUCAAUUGCUGCUAGUAUAGCUAUAGUUAGUUGUCAGCCAGCAGAUGUUUUACGAACAAGAUUUGUUGGACAAGGCGAACCAAAGAUCUAUUACUCAUAUAUUCAAGCAAUAAGUCUUAUAUUGACUCGAGAAGGUUUUUAUGGAUUUUAUCGUGGUUUAAUUCCAGCAAUUAUUCUUUAUGCACCUGUUUCAGCGCUUACAUUUGGAUUUUAUGAAUUAUUUAAUCGAGCAUGGAAUCAUUUUUCAUUUAGAAAUUUUGACUCUAUGAAACAUGCAUUUAAUGGUGGUGCAGCUGGUGUGUUAGCUAAAUUUGUUGUUUAUCCAUUUGAUUUAACAAAAAAACGACUUGAAGUUGUAAGAUUUGAAGAAGCUCGAUCUAGAUUUGGACAGACACGUAUGUAUUCUGGUAUGAUAAAUUGUAUAUCAGAUACAAUUCGAAGUGAUGGUUUUACUGGAUUGUACAAAGGUAUUGCACCAAGUCUUAUUAAAGCUUAUCUAGCAACAGCUAUUACUUUGGGUAUUUAUGAUUCUAUUUGUAAUCGUUUUCGUCAAACAUCGUCUGAUUAA